Molecule: messenger RNA, 2682 nt
Organism: Xenopus tropicalis (tropical clawed frog)
Lineage: Eukaryota; Metazoa; Chordata; Amphibia; Anura; Pipidae
Gene: mfsd11
Product: major facilitator superfamily domain containing 11
Exons: 14
Coding region: 253-1590 (445 amino acids)
Cellular component (GO): membrane
Source: RefSeq, a predicted model, not a curated record
UGUGCUAGUGGCAUUUUCUGUGCUUACUUUAUGUAUGAACUUAAAGGGGAGAUAAACGCACAGUUUCAGUGCUACAUUAGGUGUGUAAAUGACUAAAUACAUUGAGGUGCUUAUUUAUAUGGCAUUGUAUUGCAGGGUGGGGAAAGUUUUCAAAAAUAGGGAAAAUAUUAAACUGCCAGUAACCUUUCUGGAUUCCCAGGAUUGUCGUUGCCUCCUUUCAGAUAAAGCCUCACUACAAACCAUAAACCAAAAAUGUCUCCAGAAUCCAGAAAACUGCUGAAUAUUAUCAUAUUGGGCAUAGGCUUCAUGUUUAUGUUCACAGCCUUUCAGACAAGCGGUAACGUGGCGCAAACUGUCAUCUCCAGCUUGAACAGCACCAGUUUCCAUGGAAGCGGUUAUACAAGCUUGGCCAUUAUAUACAGUGUUUUCUCUGCUUCCAAUCUCAUUGCACCUUCUAUCGUUGCUGUGAUUGGGUGUCAGAUGUCCAUGUUCCUAAGUGGUCUUUUGUACAGCGCCUACAUUGCUAUGUUUAUUCAGCCCUAUACCUGGUCUUUUUACACAUUGUCCGUUUUGAUUGGAAUUGCAGCUGCCGUUCUCUGGACAGCUCAAGGAUCCUGCCUCACUAUUAAUUCUGAUGACACGACUAUUGGAAAGCAUAGUGGCAUAUUCUGGGCUCUCUUACAGUUCAGCAUGUUGUUUGGAAACCUCUUCAUCUACCUGGCAUGGAAAGGAGAGAUAAACAUUUCUGAUUCUGAUCGUAGGACAGUGUUCAUAGCUCUAACGGUGAUCAGCCUGGUGGGGUCAGUGCUGUUCUUUCUGAUCAGAACCCCGGAAUCCGAUGACGCACAAGAAGAUGAUAUCUCUAAUUCUGCAGCUGAUGCAGAGGGCACCAUGUCUGCGCAAAGCUGUUUCGCUAAAGCCAUCGAUGCUUUUAAGAGGUCCCUGAAGUUGUCCAUUACCAAAGAGAUGCUGCUUUUAAGCAUACUGGUGGCCUACACAGGCUUGGAGCUCACAUUUUAUUCUGGUGUGUAUGGAACUUGCAUAGGCUCCAUGAAAGUUUUUGAGGCUGACGCCAAGAGCCUGAUUGGACUCUCUGGAAUAUUUGUCGGCCUGGGAGAAGUGUUGGGCGGGGGACUCUUUGGAUUGCUUGGAAAGUACAAUUACUUUGGUCGUAAUCCUGUGGUCAUCCUAGGAGUGGUGGUUCACUUUCUGGCUUUCUACAUGAUAUACCUCUACAUGCCUAGUGAUGCCCCCAUUGCUUCUCGAGAGGGGACUUACCUCCGGGCAUUCAUAAAUCCCAGCAAAACCAUAGCUCUGGCCUGCAGUUUUCUGCUGGGAUUGGGCGACAGCUGCUACAACACUCAGAUGCUGAGCAUUCUGGGAUCACUCUACCCCGAUAACAGCGCCCCGGCCUUUGCCGUCUUCAAGUUUGUGCAGUCCGUCAGCGCGGCCGUGGCCUUCUUCUACAGCAACUACCUCCUCCUGCACUGGCAGCUUUUAAUCCUGGUAAUAUUCGGCUUCUUUGGCACCAUCUCUUUUUUCUUUGUUGAAUGGGGACUGACACGGAGAUCCCAGUAUAACAGCAUGUAAUGCUAACCGUGGCACGCCUGCCUGCCAUCCAUAGCAACUCGUUCUGUGCCACUUGCAGGGCAAAUCCCUGGCAUUAAGCUGUGACAUUUUUAUAUGCGGCACCCUUAAUACACCACAGUCGUGCAGUGCAAGUGUGACAGCUGCUGAAGCUGAAGACCUGCAAAGAUGGCAGCCGCCUAUACACCUGUCAACACUGCUACCAACUAGAUAAGGACAAUUAUGAUUAGGGUUAUUAUUAAAGUCUGGCUGGGCACAACAGUAUUUAAAGGGACGCAGUUAGUGUGUGGGUGUAGCCGCAUUGUUCUUUUUAUUGUUUUAAAUCUGUUUUUGUCCAGAAAGGGAAGAAUUUUAUCAAGCACCGCCAUUGCACACUUUCUUUCAUACACACCGGGCCCUAAGGCCGUUACUUACAGCUCCAUUCCAGGCCUAAAAUUGAUUCUGGUGCCAAAGAAGCGUCCAGUUCUACAAAACACUCCAGUUGCCAGUGAUUCUCGGCAGCAUUCCCAAGUGCUUGAUAAGGCGUCCCCUGGAUUAUUGCUGACUUUGUUACUCUCAGGGCUGUGUAGGAACCAGUGCUUAGUUUUGUUUUAGAAUUUUAUUUUAUGUUUCGUUGUGCCAGUGGGCAAUGCCCCCAUUCACUGACGAGCCAGAAUAUGUGCCAACAGAGGGCAUCAUGGCUGCUGCUCUGAAGACAGGGUUAUUAUAGUUUUAGCAGUUGUAUAUAAUAGGUAUAGCCACGGUUAUGGUGACUUCCAAUAACCAAAUUAUGUUUCUAGAGACAAUUCCCUUUACUCUUGUUUUGUUUUAGAAUUUUCUUUUAUGAACAUUUAUCAUCUUUUCAAACCUCCUGCUGCUAAGGGGGUAAAAUCAGUACUUGACAAAAUGAAAUUGAUACCGGCUCCUGUUUACUUCAUUGAGCCCCUCACUAUAUUCCACUACUUUAGGCAGUUAAAGAAAAAUGUACCAGCUAUGCGGAUAUAGCAUGUGUUUCUCUGGAAGAGACAGCCUCUUUGCCUCAGAGGAAGGAAGCCUUCCUUAGAAAGAGAACUUUGUUAAUAAAACAAUAUAUAUAUAUAUAUAUAUAUAUAUAUA